AUGUCAUUAGCUCAUCAAGUUUUGAUUCAUCCUUGCUAUUUUGGACCAGAUUUAAAGGAAGUUAUUCAAAAGAAGGUAUAUUCGGAAGUAGAAGGAAGUUGUCAAGGAUAUAUUGGAUACAUCAUUUGUAUAACUGCUAUAACACACAUUUCUUCUGGAUUGAUUAUGGCUGGAGGAGAAGGUAUGUGCAUAAAAAAGAAAUGUCAACAUCCAGUAAAUAACUCGAAACUUACAGGAAUGACAUCGUUUCCUGUAAAAUACAAUGCGAUCGUUUUUCGUCCAUUUAAGAACGAAGUAUUUGAAGGAAUUGUAAAGCAAGUCACUAAAGUUGGAAUUUUUUUGGAUAUUGGACCUUUAACAUGCUUCGUAUCGCAUAAUUCACUUCCCGAUCGUAUGGAGUUUUGUCCAAAGCAUGAUCCUGUAUGCUACAAGUCAAAGGAAGAAAAUUGUGAAAUACUUGCAGUGGAUAUUGAUGUCCGAGUUAAAAUUGUUGGAUUAAGAACUGACAUCAAUGGAAUGUUUGCCAUUGGAACUUUACUGGAUGACUUUCUAGGAGCUGGAAAUUAA
Molecule: messenger RNA, 567 nt
Organism: Chironomus riparius
Lineage: Eukaryota; Metazoa; Arthropoda; Insecta; Diptera; Chironomidae
Source: the annotation of a GenBank genome assembly